This is a messenger RNA of Mesitornis unicolor (brown roatelo), 1617 nucleotides long. RefSeq names its product ubiquilin 1 (gene UBQLN1). Gene Ontology annotation, cellular component: cytosol. Gene Ontology annotation, biological process: ubiquitin-dependent protein catabolic process. The record is from RefSeq and is a predicted model, not a curated record. Lineage: Eukaryota; Metazoa; Chordata; Aves; Mesitornithiformes; Mesitornithidae. Gene Ontology annotation, molecular function: polyubiquitin modification-dependent protein binding. Bases 1 to 1617 code for a protein of 538 amino acids. The transcript is spliced from 12 exons.
AUGUCAGGAAUAAUACAGUUCAAGGAAGAAAUCUCUAAGCGUUUCAAGUCCCACAUUGAUCAGCUUGUGUUGAUAUUUGCUGGGAAAAUUUUAAAAGAUCAAGACACUUUGACUCAGCAUGGCAUUCACGAUGGACUCACUGUUCACCUGGUUAUCAAAACACAAAACAGAUCACAAGACCUCUCAGCUCAACAAGCAACCACCACUGGGAGUACUGCUGCCACAUCAACAUCAAGUAGUAGUACCUCAGCACCAGUUUCAACAAAUAGUAACCCUUUUGGCUUGGGUGGCCUUGGAGGUUUGGCAGGUCUGAGUAGCCUGGGCUUAAAUACAUCAAACUUUUCAGAGUUGCAGAGUCAGAUGCAACGGCAACUUAUGUCCAACCCAGAAAUGAUGGUUCAGAUAAUGGAAAAUCCAUUUGUUCAGAGCAUGCUUUCAAAUCCUGACCUGAUGAGGCAGUUAAUUAUGGCUAACCCUCAAAUGCAGCAACUGAUACAGAGAAAUCCAGAAAUCAGUCACAUGCUGAAUAAUCCAGAUAUAAUGAGACAGACACUUGAACUUGCUAGAAACCCUGCAAUGAUGCAGGAAAUGAUGCGAAACCAAGACCGAGCCUUGAGCAACCUUGAAAGUAUACCAGGUGGAUACAAUGCCUUGCGACGUAUGUACACAGAUAUUCAGGAGCCAAUGCUGAAUGCAGCACAGGAACAGUUUGGAGGUAACCCAUUUGCUUCUUUAGUAAGCAAUGCAUCAACAGGAGGGGACAGUCAGCCAUCUCGUACAGAAAAUAGAGAUCCUCUGCCAAAUCCUUGGGCUCCUCAGUCCAACUCGCAGUCUUCCACGUCAAGUACCAGCACCAGUGGUGAGAGUGGUGGCAGUAGUAGUGCUGGAAAUAACACCUCUGGCAGUACAGGACAGAGCUCAGCUGUACCAAAUUUGGGACCUGGACUAGGAGCUGGUAUGUUCAACACGCCAGGAAUGCAGAGCUUAUUACAGCAAAUAACAGAAAACCCACAACUUAUGCAGAAUAUGUUGGCUGCACCCUAUAUGAGAAGCAUGAUGCAGUCAUUAAGCCAGAAUCCUGAUCUUGCUGUACAGAUGAUGUUGAAUAAUCCUUUAUUUGCUGGAAAUCCUCAACUUCAGGAACAAAUGAGACAACAACUUCCUACUUUCCUUCAGCAAAUGCAGAAUCCUGAUACGUUAUCAGCUAUGUCAAACCCUAGAGCAAUGCAGGCGUUGCUACAGAUUCAGCAGGGCUUGCAAACACUAGCAACAGAAGCACCAGGGCUUAUACCAGGAUUUAAUCCUGGUUUAGGUGGACUUGGAAGCACUGGAGCUCCUACAGGGUCCACUGUACCUAGUUCUGUUCCCACUGAAAGUUCAAGUCCAGCGUCAGGNNNUGCUGAACCUGGUCACCAGCAGUUUGUCCAGCAAAUGUUGCAGGCACUUGCUGGUGCAAAUGCUCAGUUACAAAACCCAGAAGUUCGAUUUCAGCAACAACUGGAGCAGCUGAGUGCAAUGGGCUUUCUGAACCGUGAAGCAAACUUACAAGCGCUAAUAGCAACAGGAGGAGACAUCAAUGCAGCUAUUGAAAGGCUGCUUGGCUCACAGCCUUCAUAG